Charadrius vociferus (killdeer) is the source of this 2448-nucleotide messenger RNA. RefSeq names its product sema domain, immunoglobulin domain (Ig), transmembrane domain (TM) and short cytoplasmic domain, (semaphorin) 4G (gene SEMA4G). The record is from RefSeq and is a predicted model, not a curated record. The transcript has 14 exons. Lineage: Eukaryota; Metazoa; Chordata; Aves; Charadriiformes; Charadriidae. Gene Ontology annotation, molecular function: chemorepellent activity; semaphorin receptor binding. The coding region runs from base 1 to 2448 and encodes 815 amino acids. Gene Ontology annotation, biological process: negative chemotaxis; semaphorin-plexin signaling pathway; neural crest cell migration.
AUGAGCAGAGGCACAGCCCAUCUCCUGACGGCUCUCUUCGUGGUGGCGGCGGUGAUGGGCUACCCCUCACGGCGGUCUGCCACUGACCUGGAUGCCACCCCCAGGACAACGGUCACCUUUGAUGAGCUGUCGGGCGUCCGGCGCUUCAGCACGCACACCCUCAACUACAGCACCCUGCUGCUGGAGGACGACCGGGGCAUCCUCUACGUGGGUGCCAGGGGAGCCAUCUUCGCCCUCAACUCCAGUGAUGUGACUGACGGCUCCCACCGCACGAUCCACUGGGAAGCCUCCCCAGAGAAGCAGAUGGACUGCCUGCAGAAGGGCAAAAACAACAAGACCGAGUGCUUCAACCACGUGAGGUUUCUGCAGAGGCUGAACAGCACCCACCUCUACGCCUGUGGGACCUACGCCUUCCACCCACUCUGCGCCGCCAUCGAUGCUGACAGGUUCACGUUGCCAUCCCGCUUUGAGGAAGGCAAGGAGAAGUGCCCAUACGACCCUGCCCGUGGCUACACUGGCCUCAUUGUUGACGGCGGCUUGUACACAGCAACACGUUAUGAAUUUCGGAGCCUCCCUGACAUCCGGAGGAACCUGCACCAGCGGCCGCUGAAGACAGAGGAGUCCCCGCUGCACUGGCUGAAUGAUGCUGAGUUUGUGGCCUCUGUGCUGGUCCGGGAGAGCAAGGACAGCCCUGUGGGUGAUGAUGACAAAAUCUACUACUUCUUCACGGAGCGAGCGGGUGAGGAGACCACGUCCUUCUUCGACAAGAGCCAGGUGGCCCGGGUGGCCCGGGUGGCCCGUGUCUGCAAGAGCGACGUGGGCGGGAAGAAGAUCCUGCAGCGCAAGUGGACAUCCUUCAUGAAGGCGCGUCUGGUCUGCUACAUCCCCUACUAUGAGGUGCUGCGCAGCGUCUGCAGCCUGGACGGGGGUGGCUGGGCCAGCACUGUCUUCUACGCCGCCUUCACCCUCUCAGCACAGUGGAGGACCAUGGAGGCCUCGGCUGUGUGCCGCUACAGCAUCUCAGCUGCCCCGAGACGGUGGUGCCGUUGCGGAGCCCCGGCCUGGCUCCGUGAGUGCCUGGUGGUGUGGGGUAGGGGGGGCAUGGGGUGGCCGCAUUCCCCCCUGACCCCCAUCUCCCCCGGGCAGUGCAUCACGGACCGCUCCCGCAGGAAGGGCUACAACUCCUCGCAGGACCUGCCCAACAGCGUCCUGGACUUUGUCAAGCUGCACCCGCUCAUGUUUGAGGAGGUGAAGCCGGCUGAUGGGGAGCCACUGCUGGUGAAGAAGAACGUGGCGUACAGUCAGCUGGCCGUGGACAGGGUGCGGGCCCUCGACGGCCACUCCUACGAUGUGCUUUUCAUGGGGACGGGGGAUGGCUGGAUCCACAAGGCCGUGGUGGUGGGCUCCAGCAUCCACAUCGUGGAGGAGGUGCAGGUGUUCAGAGACCCGCAGCCUGUGGAGAGCCUGGUGAUCUCCCACACCCAGAGGAGCCUGUACGUGGGGGCAGCCAGCGGGAUCCUGCAGGGUCCCCUGGCCUCCUGCGCCAGAUACACCUCCUGCUAUGACUGCAUCCUCGCCCGGGACCCCUACUGCGCCUGGGAUGGCAGGGCCUGCCGUGCCACCGCCACUGCAGACAGCACACGGCUGGUGCAGGACAUUCAGAGCGGCAACGAGGGAUGCUGGAGCAGCUUUGGGCGCGUGUGUGUCCCCGCAGGCUCCCUGCCGUGGAAGAACCGGACGGUGCUGCAGGGAGAUGAUGUGCUGCUGCCCUGUGACCAGCGCUCCAACCUGGCACGAGCCAUCUGGCUGCUGAACGGCAGCGAGGUGCCGGGCGCAGGGCAGGACCGGCUGCGCGUUGGGGUGGAUGGGCUGCUGGUGACGGACACGCUGCCCCAACACAGUGCUGCCAGCCAGGCAGCUGGUGACAUGAAGGUGGCUUACAUCUCUGCCAUCGUCGCCUUGGUGGUGCUAUGCGCCGUGCUCAGCGCUGGCCUCCUUUACAUGUCCUGCCUGGAGAAGCGCAAGGGGAAGUACAUCCUGGGGGAGCCGCGGCCAUCCAGCGUGGAGCUGCAGACUGUCUCAGCCAACUGCCUGCGCAAGGGCCACCCAGAGGAGGAGGAGGAGGAGCUCGCCUAUCCUGACGGUUGCCUACGGAUCAUCCCCGGUGAGGCGCCCACGGCUGCCACCUCCCCGGUGAAGGAGCUGCCAGCAGCUGGGCCCCCACUGCCGCCACCACCGCCGCUGCCGGCUGAGCUCACCAACGGCGUGGGGGCUCUGCCCAACGUCCUCCGCAAGAUGAAUGGCAACAGCUACAUGCUGCUACAGCAGCAGGAGGAGCCGCUGGCCUCACCACUCUACAACACGUCCUUCACCGAGGAGCUCAGCAAGAUGCUGGAGAAGCGGAAACACACACAGCUGGUGGAGAAGCUGGAUGAGAGCUCCGUGUAG